AUUCGCCUUCGUCCAUCUGAAUGCAACGUUAAGCUGUAACAAUUUAACAGUAAUGACUACAAUGUACUUACGUACAAAAGUUAAUGUGAAUUUUUACCGUCACUCUUUUGAUAAUUUGGCACAAUGUGAAAAAAACUGCACAGAAAAUGUUCUUGUUAAAUUACAUACUGCUUGUAGGCCUAAAAAUUGGCACAAAAAUAAAUACUUAAAAGUAAAUUAACAAAGUAUUUGUACUUUAGUACUUUCUCACUGCUGUUCACAAAGCAAUGGGAACGCUUUUUGUUCUUACUUUUAUCUAAGUAAAGGAGUUGAGUCAGUACUUGUACAUUUAUCCGAGUAUUUUUGUUUUGUUUGUUUGUUUGUUUGUUUGUUUUACGUACAGGGUGCGAGUACUUUUGCUACCACCGAUUUGGAUAUUUCCCCAUUCCGUGAACGUUCACCGUCAUUGUUUUGCUACUUUUUCUUCCGGUGAAACAGCGACGUGCGAUGGAGGGAUGCGGUAAUGCAUCUAGUUUUCCUAGCUCCGUUUACGGAAACACUUUGGACGUCAACAAGUGUGCAGGCUUGUGCUGCGGGGUUCACUUCAGUACGUGAGGCGUUGCAUGCGUGCUCCUGCUUCCCAAAUCCCAAGUAAGAACGGCGCCGAGGGGGUAGGUCGUGUUGUGUUUCUCAAGCGGAGUCCGCUCGAUCGAUGAAGACUCUGUUGCAUGUCCUCGAUGGAGCACGGCGUACUUUUUAAUCAUCUGCACCCUCAACGACUGUGACCGAUGCAAAGGCGACUGGAGGCUUGAUUGGGAAAAAAAAAACAUGAUUUCCAGCAAAAUCCAACCGGGAGCGUGCAGACUAUGGUUGACGCGUGUGACAUCCAGGCAGGAGCUGAGUAUGUCCACCUUCGUGCCCCCGCAGCCGGUGCCGCCCCUGGGUCAGACUCUGCAGGCGUACAUGAGAGGCCUGGAGCCCCUGAUACCCCCUGAAGAGCUCACCCACACCCGCAGGGUGAUGCGGGAGUUUUCCAGGCGCGGCGGUCUUGGCGCCGAGCUUCAGAGGGGCCUGGAGAGGAGGGCGAGAAAGACCGAGAACUGGAUCACAGACUGGUGGGUGCAGUGGGCCUACUUGGACAGUCGACUGCCGCUGCCUGUGCACUCCAACCCAGCCAUUUCUCUCCCCAGACGAGAUUACAAUGGCUGGCGGAGCCAACUGUUGUUUGCAUCCAAACUGAUUGUUGCAGUACUUGAGUUUAAGGCCAAACUUGACGCUGGCCGGCUGCCAGUGGAGUACAUGCGAGGCAGGCCUCUGUGCAUGGCGCUCUAUCCACUGCUCUUCUCUUCGUGUCGCAUCCCGGGGCCCAAACACGACUACGUCGCUCACCACGGGACCUCCCGACGAUCACCGACGCAUAUCACUGUGGUCAGGAACUAUCAGUUCUUCCAGCUGGAGGUGUACAACAGCGACGGCUCCCGCCUGACGGAGAGCCAAAUUCACGGGCAGCUGCUGAGGAUCAGAUCUCAGUCCUGGAAGACGGACAAGGAGCCGAUGGGGAUCCUGACCAGCGAGCAUCGCCACACGUGGGGCCAGGCCUACAACCGCCUGCUGAGAGAUAAACUUAACCGGGAAUCAGUGCAGGCAAUUGAGAAGGGACUUUUUUCGCUAUGUCUGGAUUCUCCAGUUAUGAGGAUAUCAGAUGAAAAAUACGCCAGCCGCAAAGCAGCCCAGGUCCUGCACGGAGGCGGGACCUUCUCCAACAGCGGCAACCGCUGGUUUGACAAAACUCUCCAGUUUGUGAUAGGUGAGGACGGCUCCUGGGGUCUCCUCUAUGAACAAGCCACAGCUGAAGGUCCGCCCAUAGCAACCCUACUGGAUUAUAUCCUGCGCUACUGUGAGAAUCCCGAGCCAAGGCGAGCACCACUGGUCCCGCUUCCGAUGCCUAAGAAGCUUUACUUCCAUAUAGACAGAGAAAUCAAGAGAGACAUUGAGAAUGCCAAGCAGAACCUUGAUAUACUGAUCAAUGACCUGGAUGUGAAUGUAUUCAACUUUAAGAAAUUUGGCAAAGACCUUCCUAAGCAGCACAAACUGAGUCCGAACUCCUUCAUCCAGGUGGCCCUGCAGCUGGCCUAUUACAGAGUUCACGGUGACGUUUGUGCCACCUGCGACAUCGCUUCUCAAAGGAUGUUUCGUAAAGGAAGAACCGAAUACAUCCGCUCGCCUUCAAGCCAGACACUCAAAUUCAUCCUUGCCUUCCUCGAUCCGUCCGUGUCGCGUGAAGCCGAGCUCCAACUAUUCACAGAAGCUGUUGAUGCCUACUCGGCUCUGACCGACCAGGUGCUUAAAGGACAUGGCAUAGACCGACACCUGCUGGGGCUCAAGCUGCAGGCCAUCGAAGACGGACUGAGCGUUCCCAAAAUCUUUAUGGAUACUGCCUUUGGCCUAGCGACUCAUUGGAAGCUUCGAACUGGGCAGGUGCCUGCGAACACAGACAGUGUGAUGUGUUUUGGUCCCCUGGUUCCUGACGGUUACGCCAUAUGUUACAACCCGCAGUCUGACCACGUCCACUUUUCUAUAACGGCCUUCAACUGCUGUGAGGAGACAAAUGCAGAAACACUGGGUGUCGCCGUGAGGGAAACCUUGUGCCAACUGUACGAGCUACUGGAGCCUACUGUGUAGAGCUGCGGCAGACUUAAGACUUUCACUCCUAUGUAUUCUUAAGCAAAUUUACAAAAAUGUUUAUGAAGGGUUAUUUCUUGUAGAUUUUUUAGCAUUGUACAUUCACAGCUGCCCACUUUUCACGCUGUUUGUGUGGAAAAUAAAUCACAUUAACACUUCAGCAUUAAUCACAGGCAAAACGCGUGUAUAUGUGGUAGUUGGUGUGUUUGUGACGGACCAAAAUGUGGGAAAAAAUAUUGAUAGUAACAAAUGGUGCUGUUGCUUGAAUAAAACUGAUGUGGCCCUA
Phyllopteryx taeniolatus (common seadragon) is the source of this 2947-nucleotide messenger RNA. RefSeq names its product carnitine O-acetyltransferase b (gene cratb). Lineage: Eukaryota; Metazoa; Chordata; Actinopteri; Syngnathiformes; Syngnathidae. Gene Ontology annotation, molecular function: carnitine O-acetyltransferase activity. The transcript has 16 exons. The coding region runs from base 808 to 2661 and encodes 617 amino acids. The record is from RefSeq and is a predicted model, not a curated record. Gene Ontology annotation, biological process: carnitine metabolic process, CoA-linked. Gene Ontology annotation, cellular component: peroxisome.